AUGAUGCGGUCUCUGCUCAGCACACACUCACUGCCUCUGCUGCUACUGCUGCUGCCACCACUGUGCUUUCUACAAGUGGAUGACAGAUUCUUUUUAUCAGAUGAUUUAACAGAAGAAUUUGAAGAAUAUGUGGAUGAAUUUCAUGAUACGGGUCCUACCAGAGCACCUACCAAAGAAAAAUUCAUAAAGAUCAUUCUUGAACCUGAAAGACCUCUCACAGAUUCCACAUAUUGUAGUGAUGAGAUCAAGUUUAAAAAUAUCCACAAAGGUCUCAAAUGUUUUGUAGAACACUACUUCUUCAAAACAAAAUAUGAAGAGAUACAAGAUCUCUGUUACAGUACAUUUGUGAAAUGUAAGAAUGGAAUUAGAAGAUGUCACAGGAGCAGGAAAUUAAUAGAGGGACCAUAUUGUAAAUUAAAAAAAGGAAACACAAUGCCAAAUUGUGAAUAUGAAUCAUUUUACAGGAAGGUAUAUGUCCUUAUCACUUGUCAGUGGCAAAACAAAAUCCAUGAACUUGUUCCUGAGAGUGUAACUGACAUGUUACCAUCCACAUGA
Choloepus didactylus (southern two-toed sloth) is the source of this 555-nucleotide messenger RNA. It is a transcript of the gene RNASE9, whose product is annotated as ribonuclease A family member 9 (inactive). The record is from RefSeq and is a predicted model, not a curated record. The coding region runs from base 1 to 555 and encodes 184 amino acids. Lineage: Eukaryota; Metazoa; Chordata; Mammalia; Pilosa; Megalonychidae. Gene Ontology annotation, molecular function: nucleic acid binding. The transcript has a single exon.